Molecule: messenger RNA, 381 nt
Organism: Prorocentrum cordatum
Lineage: Eukaryota; Dinophyceae; Prorocentrales; Prorocentraceae
Source: the annotation of a GenBank genome assembly
AUGGGAGACUCAGAGCUGCGCACGACUGCAUUAUGCCCUGCCCUGGUCGUAGCCCCUGAGACAUUCCUCAGCUUGGCCGGCCGCAACGAUGCGUCGUUGCAACGUUCCUGUUUCUCAUCCUCCUCCUCUCGAUUGAGAAGAUGCAACGCGACCGUCACCCCUUCACGUUGCCCUGGAUGCACGCGGCGGACGUCUCUCCGGCCGGCGGGGUCCAAGCCCGCCGGCCGGGCGCCGCAGCCGCGCACCGCUGGAGGCGGCCGAGGGAGCAGCAGGGAGAUCGAGGAGGCGGCGUGGGAAGAGGAACAGGAAGAGGAAGAGGGAAGCGGGGCAGAACAUGAGAGGGGAGGGCAGGGCGAGUGGCACUGCACAUCUACUGCAUGA